Molecule: messenger RNA, 1047 nt
Organism: Daldinia decipiens
Lineage: Eukaryota; Fungi; Ascomycota; Sordariomycetes; Xylariales; Hypoxylaceae
Product: NAD(P)-binding protein
Exons: 2
Coding region: 1-1047 (348 amino acids)
Source: RefSeq, a predicted model, not a curated record
AUGGCUACUUCAAAAGACCUACCACCAUUAGACGUCGGAUUCGGCAGUGUCUUCAUGAAGAAUCAGUUUCGGACCAAGCCCCAACAUCCGCCGAACACAACCGAUCUUACAGGGAAAGUCGCCCUCAUUACUGGAGCUAACACCGGCCUGGGAUAUGAAGCUUCUAAGCAAAUGCUUGCUCUUCGUCUAUCUCAUCUAAUCAUCGCUGUCCGAAGUCAAGCAAAGGGGGACGCAGCCGCCUCCAAACUUCGAAAAUUGCACCCAAAAGCAAAAAUCGAGGUCAUGAUCGUGGAUAUGAGCAAGUACAGUUCCAUACAGGAGUUCGCUGAGCGCGUCGACAAUACGCUGUCUCGACUGGAUAUUGCCAUUCUCAACGCAGGUGUAUUUAAGUUAAAAUAUACCACGGAACCUAGCACCGGCCACGAGCAAAUUCUCCAGGUGAACUACCUGUCGACGAUAUUCCUUGCCAUCCUGCUGCUCCCUAUCCUCAAAAGGAAGUCUCUACCCGGAACCCCCGGCCGGCUUACAAUUGUCAAUGCGGCCUUGGCGCUCACAGCACCUCUACCAAAAGCCGACGGCCACAAAUCCAUCAUAGCCGCUCUAGAUGACCCAAAGUUCUUCGCCCCGAAUACCGACAAGAACUACAAUUUGUCCAAAGUCUUAGGCCAGGUGUUUACCUAUAAGCUGAGCGAGUACGUAUCUGCGGACGAUGUAAUUGUCAACUUAGUUUGUCCGGGUUUCGUCAAGGGCACCGAGCUUAGCCGGGACGUUACUAUUAUCCUAAAGCACGCGAUGGCCCUAUUUUCUGCCAUAGCAGCGCGGACAGUCAAGGACGGUGCCUCGACAUACUUGGAUGCGGCUUUGGUCAAAGGGAAGGAGUCUCACUGUUCGUUCCUCAUGAGCUGGAAGGUUUCACCAUUCAACUCCUUUCUGUAUACCCCCGAAGGAAAGGAUGUCGCAGACCAAUUGUUUGAUGAGACGAUGAAAGAGUUAGAGUUCGCUAAUGUUAGGGGCAUUCUAGAAUCAAUGGGGGGUGCAACAGCAUAG